AACGUCACCUCCUCCCCAUUCAUCUUUCACACCAACUCCGUUGAUUGUCUUUCCACCGCCCCAACAACUAAUAAAAAAUACCUUGUUCCAGAACUUACGUGAUUACGCCACGUACAAUAAAUACUACCUCGUCAGAGAUCUGAAACUGAAAAUAAUUAAUCCACCCUUGUUUCAUCGAAAAGGUGUAAAAAAAAAAAAAAAAAGAGAGGACGCAAAAAGAGCCAAUCCCGCCGGUUAGUCUGUCACCGGCAAAACAGACUAAUUAAUAAUGAAAUAAAGUGUCUCCCUCAGUAGUCAGUCUCAGAGCAUUUAUAGAUCUGACCCUACACUCUAUAGCUUUAACCAAACGAUGUCGUUUCUUAGACGCAGAAAGGGCUCAGAAACUUCAAAAUCGCAGAACUCGGAUUCCCAUAAUGAUAAACAGGAAAAAUCAAAGAGAAAAGGAGACGAUGAAUCAAAAAGAAAAGCAGACGAAGAGAAAAUUAGAAAAUGGUCUUGUCUUGAUAGCUGUUGCUGGUUCAUUGGCUGCGUAUGUCUCACUUGGUGGCUUUUACUGUUUUUAUACAACGCCAUGCCGGCAUCGUUACCUCAGUACGUAACGGAGGCCAUAACGGGGCCGUUACCAGACCCGCCGGGCCUGAAGUUGUGGAAGGAGGGCUUGAAAGCUAAGCAUCCCAUAGUGUUUGUGCCUGGGAUCGUGACAGGUGGUCUCGAGCUGUGGGAGGGCCACCAGUGCGCUGAUGGCUUGUUUAGAAAGCGACUUUGGGGUGGCACAUUUGGUGAGUUGUAUAAAAGACCACUAUGCUGGGUUGAGCACAUGUCUCUGGAUAAUGAAACUGGACUGGACCCUUCUGGUAUAAGGGUCAGGCCUGUAUCAGGAUUAGUGGCAGCUGACUACUUUGCCCCUGGUUAUUUUGUUUGGGCAGUUUUGAUCGCUAAUUUGGCUCGUAUUGGAUAUGAGGAGAAAACCAUGUACAUGGCUGCAUAUGAUUGGAGAAUAUCAUUUCAGAACACUGAGGUCAGGGACCAAGCUUUAAGCAGGAUUAAAAGUAACAUAGAACUCAUGGUAGCUACAAAUGGUGGGAAAAAGGUGGUUGUUAUUCCGCAUUCAAUGGGUGUCCUGUACUUUCUGCAUUUUAUGAAAUGGGUUGAGGCACCAGCUCCGAUGGGUGGUGGGGGUGGAUCAGAUUGGUGCGCUAAGCAUAUAAAGGCAGUCAUGAACAUUGGGGGACCCUUUUUAGGUGUUCCAAAGGCCGUGGCAGGACUAUUUUCUAUUGAAGCCAAGGAUAUUGCUGUUGCCAGGGCUUUCGCACCAGGUGUUUUGAAUAAGGACGUGUUUGGUCUUCAAACUUUACAACAUAUAAUGCGGAUGACUCGUACAUGGGAUGCAACCAUGUCAAUGAUCCCAAAAGGUGGAGAUACUAUAUGGGGAGGUAUUGAUUGGUCACCUGAAGGAGGCUAUAACUGUAAUGCAAAGAAGCUGAAGAACAAUGAUACUUGCACUGCUCGCCAAAAUGGUAAUGGGGAUUUGGCUAGCACAAAAAAAGUAAAUUAUGGAAGAUUUAUUUCCUUUGGAAAAGAUGUGGCUGAGGCACAUUCCUCCAAGUUUGAGAGAAUGGAUUUCAGGGGUGCUGUCAAGGGUAGUAACCUUGUGAAUAAAACCCGUUGUGAUGUAUGGACAGAGUACCAUGAAAUGGGUGUUGGGGGUGUUAAAGCUGUUGCCGAUUACAAAGUCUACACAGCUGGAUCAAUUUUGGACCUGUUACAGUUUGUUGCCCCAAAGUUGAUGGCACGUGGAGGUGCUCAAUUUUCGUAUGGAAUAGCUGACAAUUUGGAUGACCCGAAAUACAAUCACUACAAGUACUGGUCGAACCCCUUAGAAAUGAAGUUACCAAAUGCUCCGGACAUGGAGAUUUAUUCUAUGUAUGGAGUUGGAGUCCCUACAGAAAGAGCAUAUGUCUAUAAAUUAACUCCAGCUUCUGAAUGCUACAUUCCCUUCCAGAUAGACAGUUCUGCAGAUGGUGGAAGUGUAGAUUCUUGUUUGAAAGGUGGAGUUCUUUCUGUCAAUGGAGAUGAAACGGUUCCUGUUUUAAGUGCAGGGUUCAUGGGUGCAAAAGGAUGGAGGGGGAAAACACGAUUUAAUCCUUCAGGCAUUCGUACUUACAUAAGAGAGUAUGAUCAUGCUCCUCCAGCUAAUCUUCUAGAGGGGCGAGGCUCCCAAAGUGGUGCUCAUGUUGAUAUAAUGGGGAAUUUUGCAUUGAUUGAGGAUAUUUUAAGAGUAGCAGCUGGGGCUACUGGAGAACGCUUGGGUGGAGAUCAAGUUUACUCUGAUAUUUUCAAAUGGUCUGAAAAGAUUGACUUACAGCUAUAGAUUCAUAUGUGAUGACCAAAAUAAUAUCGGAAUAUUCUGCUGCGGUGCUUCAAGACACCUGAUGAAUGUUGAACUAUUACUUGAUGAUGUUGUUGGUGGCAGUGUUAAAAUUUGAGAAACGGAAGUGAGUUGCGGAAGCAACCGCAUCAAAGAUUUGUACAGUCAUCUCUAGUCUUCAUUGUUAUAGGAAUCACCGAAUACUAUUCAUGAUAUUUGUAUCUGAGGAGCCACAUAAACAAGGCUCCCAGUAUCCCCGGCACAUUCACUCACUUGUCCAAGUGGCUUGAAAUUUUGGAUAUUCCAUUUAUUUGUUAGAGAUUAGUAAAUGUUUGAUUUAUAUAAAGAUUCUUUAUAGCAUG
Pistacia vera is the source of this 2730-nucleotide messenger RNA. RefSeq names its product phospholipid:diacylglycerol acyltransferase 1-like. Lineage: Eukaryota; Viridiplantae; Streptophyta; Magnoliopsida; Sapindales; Anacardiaceae. The transcript is spliced from 7 exons. Gene Ontology annotation, cellular component: cytoplasm. The record is from RefSeq and is a predicted model, not a curated record. Gene Ontology annotation, biological process: lipid metabolic process. The coding region runs from base 350 to 2371 and encodes 673 amino acids.